Messenger RNA from Papilio xuthus (Asian swallowtail), 1980 nucleotides. RefSeq names its product glycoprotein 3-alpha-L-fucosyltransferase A (gene FucTA). The record is from RefSeq and is a predicted model, not a curated record. The coding region runs from base 340 to 1653 and encodes 437 amino acids. Gene Ontology annotation, molecular function: fucosyltransferase activity. Gene Ontology annotation, cellular component: membrane. The transcript has 8 exons. NCBI's taxonomy places the organism in Eukaryota, Metazoa, Arthropoda, Insecta, Lepidoptera, Papilionidae.
GCGGGCUGCGGGCAGGCGGCCGGUGCGCGCGCACUACUGCCGCCAAUACUCCGCGACCCGCCAUCGCUGGCGAGCGCGCGCCUACACCAGCUAUCGACGCGUCCGUCAAAACGUAUCGCGCACACCCGAUCCCACGUCGUUCGUAUAUUAUGACUUAAAAAUCACCAUACGUCCGCUUUAAGUGAUAAUUUAUAAAAAGCUUUCUACUACGCCAAUCAACGAUUCAAUACAAAGAAAUAAGUGCUGAAGAAUUAGUUUUCACAUGUGAUGGUUACUCCAAGGGCGUUCGUGUGAUGGGAGGGUUAUUGCGGUGAGGCGAGGUGUGCGGGGUGAGCGGGCAUGUGGGCGCGCGGGGCGCGAGCGCUGCGGCGCGGCGUGCUGCUGCUGCCGCUGGCGUUGACAGCGCUGGCGCUGCUGCUGCUGCCGCGCCCGCCACCGCUGGCCGCGCCAUCGCGGCUGCCCUCGCCUCCACCCACCAGGGAUGAACCACGACUUCAGCUAACUGAACCUGUAGAGGAAGUGGAGCGCGUUGUCGGCGAGCCGUCGCAGCGGGAAUGGUUCCUGCGCGGCGGUGAACGGCGACCGCGCCGGCACGACCCCAAGGCAAAAGUCUUCCCAGAAGAUGCACCCGGCGAUGAUAGGAUCUACGAGCAGCUUAUGUAUACAUUGCCGUCGGAUGAAGAUGUACCGAUGAAGAGAAUCCUACUUGCAAACGGUCUGGGCACGUGGGGAGUGUCCGGCGGCCGGACGGAGUUUAUCCGGAACAAGUGUCCAGUAGACCGCUGCACGCUUACCGCGGAUACCAGGGAAGCGGCGACCGCUGACGCCAUCUUGUUCAAAGACCAUCAUACUCCUUUCAACGUCAAUCGUCCUAUUAAUCAGAUCUGGAUCCUGUACUACUUGGAAUGUCCUUACCACACGGCGUCGUUGCGGCCGGCCUCGCUCGAUGUCUUCAAUUGGACAGCCACGUACAGGCGCGACUCGGAUAUUGUGGCGCCCUAUGAACGCUGGCACUACCACGACCCACGUGUCACUGACAACCAGCUCGAUAGGAACUAUGCCGCUAACAAGACUAAAAAGGUAGCGUGGUUUGUAUCGAACUGUCACGCACGAAACCGUCGACUGCAAUACGCACGCCAACUUGCGAAGCACAUCUCAGUGGAUAUUUACGGCGCGUGCGGCUCCCGGCAUUGCCCGCGCGCAGACCCUAACUGUCUAGAAAUGCUGGAUAAUGACUACAAGUUCUAUUUAGCAUUCGAAAACUCUAAUUGUCGGGAUUAUAUCACUGAGAAGUUCUUCGUUAAUGGAUUACAGCACAACGUACUGCCGAUAGUGAUGGGCGCGCGACCGGCGGAGUACGCAGCGGUAGCGCCACAUAACUCCUACAUACACGUGGAGGAGUUCGCCGGCCCCGAGGAACUCGCUGCCUACUUGCACCGACUGGACGAAGAUGAUAACUUGUACAACUCUUACUUCAAAUGGAAGGGUACAGGUGAAUUUAUAAACACGUACUUCUUCUGUCGCGUGUGCGCGAUGGUGCACGCGAACGCACGCCGGCAACGCAGCGCUCACUACGCGGAUGUGCAGGCGUGGUGGCGCGGCGCCGCCUGUACACGCGGCGAAUGGCGCGCACCCGCUAGAGACCUCGUCUAGUACACAAUUACCAUCUGCACUAAGCUAACUUGAACCUAGGCCAUCUACUGCUAACAACUCUCCCACAGGCAAGCAGGUGGACCUAGUUUAUAUAACAGAAUUGCAGUGAAAAUAGUUGCAAAGUCGGACCUAACCUAUACAAGUAAAUCCAUCUAUAUACAUAUGUAUAAAAUAACAUACAAGAUGUAUCCUACACUACACAGUGACCUAAUGGUUGCAUUCGGUCAAACCUGGGCAACACACAAACAUGCAACACGCACAAUGUUUUGAUUUUUUAAAAGGUAUUCUUGUGACGACUCACAAAUUGACAAACAAUUUAAGCAAAUA